GAAAGUACGCUCGAUUACGAGAACGGCGUUUGACGGCGUUCAACAUCCACUAGCGCGAAACAGGAAAAGUGAAAGGACUUUGUCGACUUUUCACGAAGGCGAUCGCACCGUAUGAUUCCGUAGUUCCGUAUGCGAAUAAUAAGAGGGCGGUUUGGUAAUUUCGAAUUGAAAUAUUGAUCUUUUUUAACUUUUUUUUUUUUUAUUUUACAUAAGAACAACGUCUCGUAAGUAUUAUCCUGAAGAUUUGAGGAUAUCACAGAAUCUCGAAUACGAACUCUUGUAUAAUCGGCGCGAUGUAAAAUCGACGGAAGUUGGUUUCAAAUCGAGCAACGAUGCGAACAAGGCGAUCGAUUGAAUCGCGAGUGGAUGGCGUGGUGCACACGGAAAAGUGCAACGAUCUACGUGACCGCCGACCUGCGCGCAGAGUCGACACUCGUAUGACACGGCACGUUCGUAAUUAUCAUUUCGCUCUUCCUGAAGACAGUGCGUUCCCUCUUCGGUCGGGAGCACGCUCGAGCUCGGGAGAAUUAAAAAUAGUCUUGGUCACGGGUAAAAAUUCCUCUGGAAUCUUUGGUAUUCCGUUGAAUUGUGUUGGCGCGUGCGGUACGAAACUGCUAGACUGCGGGGUCUCAGCGAUUAGCCUUUCGAUAAAUGGUAGGAAAGGUCUGUGGGCUGAUUAAAUUUCAUGAUCAAUUUUUUUUUUUUUUUUUUUUUUUUUUUAGUAAUAUCAAGUAUGUGUAAAAAUUCAUCCAGCUUCGGGGUGGUAAGUAUAGUACCGAGGGAGAAAUGAAAAUAUUCGAAAAUAGGACGGUUGCGUGGCAUGCGCGAACGCGCCACCACAGAAACUAUUCUGCUGUAGCGUAUACGGGCUCUGCAGCGAACGUAUUAAAAGUCCAAUGUUAAAAAGCCAGAAGGCACUCCUAAGAGGAUAACUGUGAUUACGAUUUGUGUAAUUUAAGAUCAACACUCGACUUAGCGUCGAUGAUAACGAUUUGAGACGAGUGUGCAUCGUCGAUAGCUUUCCUGGCAGACUCGCCAAAUGGGAGAGCCUUGGGCUUUCGAUGCGCAGAGAGAUCGUUAACCUGGCCCUUGUCCAAGCACUUACAUCGCGAAAGUGGUCGGGACGUCAGACUUUCCUGAAUGACGUCGCCGUAGGUUCCGUUAACGAUCAUCCUCGGUAACAGUGACGCACGAAUUCCGGCGAAAUGACUUCGAAACGUUUGCGGGAAUCUCGCCUAACUCUCGCGACGGCCAACCACGUGCCUCGUAAUUUCGAGUAGGGGAGGGGGGCAAUGUUUUUCUUUCGACAUUCACGUGUAACCAUCAGGACGCGUCUGUUUCGCGAACAACAUUAUCAGUGACGAUAACAGAGAAUUAUCGAGAAGCAACGCAGUGUGUUAAUAAUAUUCCAAAUUCGUGGAACUCCUGCGAGUUGAAGCGACAUGAACAAAACGGAGCUGAAGAUCGUUCUGAGCACGGAGCCGACGAGAACGACCACGGGCGUAAUUCACUCGCACAUCCCAGUGCCGAGGGUAACGAACGCGAUCAAAGCACUAGAAAGAUGUCCCCCGGCUCGCAGAGGAUCCUUCGAAAAGCUGUCCAGGGGCGUGUCGGUGGCCGCUCAAAAGGCGUCCUUCGAGAAGCUCGACGCUUCCGUUCAGCUGCGUCCGAAGAACAACAAUUUAUCGGCGUCGAGCAUCGAGAUGCGAAACACCGAGGAGAAGCUGACCUCGCCGGUGUUUGCUAACUGGAGGACGAACGAGACGACCGGCGGCGUCGGCGUCGCAAAACUGAACCGGAGCAAUAGUCUCGAGAGCAAGUGGAAGAACAAAUACGAGGAGUCUGAGAAGAGACGGAAAUUGUUGCUGCAGAAGAGCGAGGCCGCGAACAAGGACCAUGUCGACCUGGAGAGAAAGUACCAACAUUUACAGAAACAAAAUAGCGCUUUGCAAUCACAAGUGCAGGAGAACGAACAGAAGCUUCAAAAAAUGCGGACAGUUUCCGAGGCUGUGUGCAAAGAAUACGAGCAACUGAAGCAUCAAUACGACGUGGAAACAGGUGCGAUGCAUAAAGCGAUGCAACAGGCGUCACAGUGGUACAGACAAAACCGUGAACUUAAAAGAAGAUCGCAGAUUAUAACGCAAAAGUUCUUGCAAAAUAAUCACGACGGUUCGUUGGAUAUCGACGUGUCGGACGAGGUCGACUCGAAUUUCGAAGAUCUCGAUCAGCUCAGGGAAACGGUGAAAGGUAAAUUCGUGAUUUUAUUUCUAUUUCAUCGCGCAGCGAUAAAGAUUAAUCGCGAAAACGUACGAUUUUCAGAACUGAGCAAAGAGAUAGCGAGGCUUCAAACAGAGUUACACUCCGCUCGACUUCAAGAAUUCGAGGCCCAGGAGCAAGUGACGCAUUUGACCACACAGUUGGAGGAGGAAAAAUCUCUCAGGCAAAAAUGCGAGGAGAAAGUAAACGAAAUGAAGGUGCACAAAGAGAACAUGGAGAGAGUUACGAAGAUGGUCGCGGAGGAAGUGCAGUCGUUGAAGACGCAGUGCGAUCGAGAACGAGAAAACGCAAAAAUAAUGAAAAUCGAGGCGGAAAGGGUACAAAAAGAGAGGAACGUGCUGGCGCAUCAGAGCGCGCUCCUGAUGGCCGAAGUCGGCGACGACCCCAAUGGAAGAUUAUUGACGGUUCUUCAAGAAGUGGAAUCUCUAAAGAGACUGUUGGAGGAAGAGCAACAGAGCCACGCCUCUCAUAUACAAAUGCUAGAAGAAAAACUGGAAGAGAAAGAGUCAAACGUAGAGUUUGAGAUAGUCGAGGAGAAGUUGAAGUUAGCGGAAUCGGAAUUGGAGGUGGCAAUGCAGAGGGCUGAAAGAGCGGAAAAGUCGAUGGAAAGUCUGGAGAAUGUGAUUCAAAGUUUAAAGGCGAAAAUUGGAGAGCUGGAAGAGAAGCUUUCUAGGCCACCACCGCCACCUUUGCCUCCGCCACCGCCACCGCCAAUGUUCAACAACGGCGGUCAGUCGUCGAUGAAAUUGCUGACCAAAGAAAAAAUGAAUUCGGAACGCAAUGCCGUAACCGAUAUGGAGAACAUGCUUGGCAUCGCAAAGAAAACACCGACGGUUGCACAACAACCAGCUAUCGACGAUAUUAUUAACCAGAUAAAAGGUGGACGUUUCACGCUAAAGCAGACAGACAAACAAAGGGAGGAGGAAAGAAGAAGACGACAAGAAGCAGAAAGCGCACCACCAGCAGUUUCGGAAAUGUUAAACAUUUUAGGAACGAUGAGACGAAGAGCCAAACCGGUAAAGCAAUCUUUUCAAUCGACGUGAAAACAGUUACCGUUAGCAACGCGCAAAAUAUUUUUAAUAAAUAAAAUCUGAGGCACGCGCCACCUGAUUGACCAUUGUCGAUACAAACAGACUUGUUUUACGGAGAUGCUGUUCAAAGUAACGUUAUUUAUUUACCCGUAAAAUAAAUUUGUAUACCAUCGAAUUAACGUGCGAAACGUAUUUUUAUAUGUGUAAAGAAAAUGAAUAAAUGAUGGUUAAGGGAGAAGUGACUGACAACAUGUUGCGGUAAGCAUUACGAAUAAAGGUGUAUUAUAAAAAGCCGAUUACAUGUUAGUUCAGUCAUUACAUACAUUUUUAGGAAUACAAGACGAAUUUAUUGUUAGA
Messenger RNA from Hylaeus volcanicus, 3665 nucleotides. RefSeq names its product shootin-1. Lineage: Eukaryota; Metazoa; Arthropoda; Insecta; Hymenoptera; Colletidae. The transcript is spliced from 9 exons. The record is from RefSeq and is a predicted model, not a curated record. The coding region runs from base 1443 to 3320 and encodes 625 amino acids.